CUGGCCAUCGUCGGCAAGGAUGACGUCAUCGAGUACACCCUGGCCGCCCUGUUCAGCGGUGGCCACAUCCUGAUCGAGGACGUGCCCGGCAUCGGCAAGACCACCCUGGCCCGUUCCCUGGCCUACUCCCUGGACUGCGAGUUCCGUCGCAUCCAGUUCACCCCGGACCUGAUGCCCUCCGACAUCACCGGCAUCCAUUACUACAACCAGCACAACGGCGAGUUCGAGUUCCGGCCCGGCCCGGUGAUUUCGCAGGUGGUGUUGGCCGACGAGAUCAACCGCGCCACUCCCCGGACCCAGUCCGCGCUCCUGGAAGCCAUGGCCGAGCGUCAGGUCACGGUCGAUCAGGACACCGUGCUGCUGCCCGCGCCUUUCAUCGUCCUUGCCACCCAGAACCCGAUCGAGCUCGAGGGCACCUUCCCCUUGCCUGAGGCCCAGAUCGACCGCUUCCUCCUCCGCCUGCGCUUGGGCUACCCCUCCGAGGGCGACGAAAACGCCAUGCUCGAGCGCUUUGAAGAUGCCGACCCGCUGACCUCCCUCCAGCCCGCGGCCACCGCCGACGAUGUUGUCCGCAUCCAGGGCCUGGUCCGCCAGGUCUACAUCGACCCCGUGCUCCGAAACUACCUUGUCCAGGUGAUCCGCGCCACCCGUGAGCACCCCGACGUUGAGCUCGGCGCCAGCCCCCGCGCGACUCUCGGCCUCUACCGUUGCGCCCAGGCCCUCGCCGGCAUCCGCGGCCAGCAGUAUGUCACCCCGGACGACAUCAAGACCCUGGCCACGCCCGCUCUGGCCCACCGCGUCAUCCUCAAGAGCAUGGCCCGUCUCCGCGAGCGCAGCCAGGAAUCCGUCGUCAACGAAGUCCUCGAAGCCCAGUCCGUCCCCAUCUAG
Geodia barretti is the source of this 888-nucleotide messenger RNA. Lineage: Eukaryota; Metazoa; Porifera; Demospongiae; Tetractinellida; Geodiidae. The record is from the annotation of a GenBank genome assembly.